Clupea harengus (Atlantic herring) is the source of this 2904-nucleotide messenger RNA. RefSeq names its product round spermatid basic protein 1 like (gene rsbn1l). The record is from RefSeq and is a predicted model, not a curated record. NCBI's taxonomy places the organism in Eukaryota, Metazoa, Chordata, Actinopteri, Clupeiformes, Clupeidae. Gene Ontology annotation, cellular component: nucleus.
CAGUAGCGCUCGAGAGAGUAAAUAGAGAAAGCCCCAAGAUGGCGGAGUCAGUGAGCUUCAUUCACUUUGGUGCAGCGAAUAAAACCCCGCUCUCCAAACCUAAAGAACCGAAAGCCACGCCGGAAAAUCGACCGCAGUCUUCCCGCGACCACCACCCUCCACCGCCGAAGAAAGUGCGAAACGAAGAGAAGAGCCUUAAACCUAAGAAACUAAACGGAGAAGGAGGAGGGGGAGGCGGCGGCAUAGGGGAGAAACAGCACCACAAGCAGAGUUAUGGCAGCCCGACAACAUGGAGCUUCAGUCCCAUCAAGUCGAGCAACCCUACGGCGCCGACCCAGCCGCCCGUGCACAGAGUGUUCAAGCAGAGCGAUUUCCUCGCUUCCCCCCCGAAACCCAAAAAGCUUAAGGAAAAACGGGAAAAGGAAAAAGAGAAGAAGAAACAUAAGCCACCCGCGGAAAAUAACGUCAGCAGCCUGUUCGGCUCGGGACUGAAGAAGGAGAACGGGGAGGUGAAGUUGAUACAGAAAGAGCACAUCACCAAGGACAAGCUGAAGGAGCGCGACAAAGAGCGGGAGAAGAAGAAGGAGCUACAUAAGGAGAAGGAGGCGCUUAAGGAGCUUCAUAAGGAGAAAGAGCUUCAUAAGGAGCUUCAUAAGGAGAAAGAGCUUCAUAAGGAAAAGGAGCUUCAUAAGGAGAAAGAGCUUCAUAAGGAGAAAGAGGCGCUUAGGGAGCUUCAUAAGGAGAAAGAGGCGCUUAAGGAGCUUCAUAAGGAGAAAGAGGCGCUUAAGGAGCUUCAUAAGGAGAAAGAGGCGCUUAAGGAGGAGAAGGCGCAUAAGGAGAAAGAGGCGCUUAGGGAGCUUCAUAAGGAGAAAGAGAAAGAGCUUCAUAAGGAGAAAGAGAAAGAGCUUUAUAAGGAGAAAGAGGCGCUUAAGGAGCUUCAUAAGGAGAAAGAGCUUCAUAAGGAGAAAGAGAAAAAGAAACACAAGCUGACGAAUGACAUCAAGAGGGAGAACGGGGAGGUGAAGCUGCUUCACAAAGGUGAGAAGGAGAAGCCGAAGUGUAACCUCGAGGAGCUGCAGAUGAAGAAGGUGAAGAAGAAAAAGAAGAAGAAACACAAAGAGGAGGAGAAGAGAAAAGAGGAGAAGAGAAAAGAGGAGAAGAGAAAGGAGGAGAAGCGACGCCGGCCCAAGAUGUCCUCGCGCUCCAGCCAGACGGACCUGGCGGGCCUCAACGCGGGCCUCAACGCGGGCCUCAACGCGGGCCUGAACGCCUCCCCGUCGCCCUCCAAACUCGCCCCCUUCAAACCCCCGCUGCCCGUGCCACAGGGGGCGCCUCCUCCGCUCAAGCUGGAGAGGGAGAAGAGUGUGUCGCCUCGCGGGCCGGGCUCUGGGUCUGGUUCUGGGUCUGGGUCUUGUGUUGCGGACGCAGGCGUGGACGCAGGCGUGGGUGCGGGCGUGGGCGUGGGGAAGCCGGCGGGGGCGGGGGCGUGCCGUCUGCCGGGGGUGGAGGGGCUGGAGUUCGGGCGCCUGGUGCACGUGGAGCAACAGCCCAACGGGGGCGCUCUGGUGCUGCACGCCUACAGCCGGGAGCUGACCGUGCUCACGCCCGACGAGCUGCAGCGCUUCGCCCACGAGUUCGUGACGCUGGCGUUCAGCGAGGACGGCGCGGGCGCGGCCCACUACGUCAUGGGCAUCAUCCACGGUGCCGCCGCCUACCUGCCCGACUUCCUGGACUACUUCUCGUGCAAGUUCCCCACGUCCCCCGUCAAGAUGGAGAUCCUGGGCAAGAAGGACAUCGAGACCACCACCAUGCUCAACUUCCACUCACAGGUGAAGAGAACCUACUCCCACGGGACGUACCGGGCGGGGGCGAUGCGUCAGAUCAGCCUGGUGGGGGCAGUGGACGAGGAGGUGGGCGACUUCUUCCCAGAGUUCCUCGGAAUGCUGGAGGACUCGCCCUUCCUCGAGCGCACCCUACCGUGGGGCACGUUCUCAAGCCUGCGUCUGCAGAGCCCCACUGAGAGUGAUGACGGCCCCAUCCUGUGGGUGCGGCCCGGCGAGCAGAUGAUCCCCGUCGCAGACAUGCCAAAGUCCCCCUUCAAGAGGAAAAGGUCAACCAAUGAGAUAAAGAACCUCCAGUACCUGCCGCGGUCCAGCGAGCCGCGCGAGAUGCUGUUUGAGGACCGCACGCGGGCGCACGCCGACCACAUCGGCCAGGGGUUCGAGAGGCAGACCACCGCCGCCGUCGGAGUGCUCAAGGCCGUCCACUGCGGAGAGAGUGCGGAGCCUCCUCGUAUUACCAAAGACGUGAUCUGUUUCCAUGCCGGAGAUUUCCCUGACGUGGUGCAGAGACUACAGCUGGACCUGCACGAGCCUCCACUGUCACAGUGUGUGCAGUGGGUGGACGACGCCAAACUGAACCAGCUGCGUCGCGAGGGCAUCCGGUACGCUCGGAUCCAGCUGUACGACAACGACAUCUACUACAUCCCGCGCGGCGUGCACCAGUUCAAGACGGUGUCGGCCGUCUGCAGCCUGGCGUGGCACAUCCGCCUCGCCCAGUACCACCAGGACGACGCCAAGGAGGAGGAGGAGGAGGAAGAGGAGGACGAGGAGGAGGAGAAGCCUGCGGUCGCCAUGACAUACGCCUCUCGCCUCCCACGUUAAGCAGGAGCCCGCCGAGGGCCCACCCAAACCCUCCUCCGUCUCCAUGACGACGGCGGCGUCGUCCACCACCCAUGCCGCCAGAGACUCUCAGCCCCUCCCCCAAAUUAAAGUGGAGCCCACCACCGAUUCGCCGCCCGUUACCAAGGCAACCAAGCCUCACCACAGCAGCAGCGGGAAUCACAGCGGCGGCGGCAGCGACGGCGGCCGACCCAAAUCCCACCACCACCACCAUCACCACCAC